AUGCAGAAGUAUUUCGAGCAGUAUACCGAGGAAUAUGUUGAGAUGGAGACUGAAUCGGAAACUCCGUGCGAAAUUAUAUCGAAGUCAGAUCGCUUACGUCAACGUCUUGAACCGUUGCUAGACUUCGAACAAGAUUCUUCAUCGAGUCCGUUUAGUGUGAAGGAAAUUGUGGACAUACUCCGCGCUGAACGCUCCGAAGAUAUCGUUUGCAUCAAAGUACCUAUAAAUGACAAACAUGAGAGAUAUAUUAUUAUUUGCACUCCUCAUAAUAUGAGGCAUGGUGAGGCUAUGGUGCUUGCUAUACGGAAAUGUUUCAAACUUAAGAAUAAUGAGGUGCAGCCACCGAAAAAGGCGAAAGUUGGCCGAUGGUUGUGUUACACUUUCGAGAAUAUCUCAAUACAUAUAAUGACCCGUGAAGCGCGACUCAAAUAUGAUCUUGAAGGCCUUUGGGGUAUCGGAUGGAUGGAGACAUUGGAAGAUGAAGUCGAUCUUCCAAAUCCACAAUUUCCAAUACCUUCUGCUAGUUAG
This is a messenger RNA of Loa loa (African eye worm), 528 nucleotides long. RefSeq lists its product as hypothetical. The transcript is spliced from 3 exons. Gene Ontology annotation, biological process: negative regulation of translation; negative regulation of ribosome biogenesis. Gene Ontology annotation, molecular function: ribosomal large subunit binding. Lineage: Eukaryota; Metazoa; Nematoda; Chromadorea; Rhabditida; Onchocercidae. The record is from RefSeq and is a predicted model, not a curated record. The coding region runs from base 1 to 528 and encodes 175 amino acids. Gene Ontology annotation, cellular component: mitochondrion.